Messenger RNA from Lactuca saligna, 1374 nucleotides. NCBI's taxonomy places the organism in Eukaryota, Viridiplantae, Streptophyta, Magnoliopsida, Asterales, Asteraceae. The record is from the annotation of a GenBank genome assembly.
AUGGAUUACGAUGACAUAUUUCAAUCCGAUCACGGUGAUGAUAACAACAAUCAACAUCAAAACCUCCUUGAUCACAAUCUCGAUGAUGAAUUGGAACAUAAUGAUUGGCAGAGUAAUAGGCAGGAACGAGCAAGGCAGAGGAGACCUUUCUGGAUUUCACGAUUUGAUGAUGACGUGGAGGAUGAAAUGGUGAGUUUUGUCAAGGAUGAUUCAGAUAGUGGCGGUGGGAAGAGGAAGAAGUUUUCCAGUGGCGGUGGGAGUAGUAGCAAGAAGAAGGAGAAUAAGUUGAGUGCUUCCAAGUUCUCGGAUAGAGGAGGGAGAUUGAAUGAGAAAGGUGGGUCAAAAUUUAAGAAUGACAAAGAGGGUCCAAGAAUGCUAGAUGACGAUAACUUCAUAGAUGAAUGUGGUGAUAAUAGAGACAAAGCAUUUUCAAUGCUCGUAGGCUUAAAUUACAAUUGAAUGAGGAGUACACGAUCGAAUUCCUUCAAGUCCAAGUUCAAGAACACAGUGGAGACGCCAUUAAAUCUUGAAGAUGAUGUCGAUGAUUUCAUUGCCGAAGCAGAAGAUGUUUAUGAUGCUGAUAGUAGAAGACUUGUCCUACAAAAUUCUGUUAUUGAGAUCACAGAGCAAACUGUACAUGAUAUGAUGGGGUUGCCAAUUGGUGGAGAAGACUUCAAUGAGUUGCCAUUGUGUGAAAAGGGGAAUGAAAUUUUGGAAGAAUGGAGGGGACAAUAUACUAGUGAUAAGUUCAAUGGUGAGGAGUAUUUAAGGAGAAUUCAGGCCACAUCAAAAGAUAGUUUGAUGUUUAGGCUAAAUUUUUUAACUCUUUUCAUCAACAACUUCAUAGAGUCAAUGUUGAUGGGAACAAAUCAAGUAAAAGUGAGUCUAUGGAAAAGAGAUGACAAAUCAAGCUACUAUACUGGGCCUAUUACACUCCUUCUAUUGGUGUACGUGUACAACAUGAAGUAUUCUAUCAAGUUAGACAAAAGGGUACCUUUUAUUGGGCAUAUAAUUGGUGCCAAUUUAUUAGAGAUUCAGCGAUACAAAAUCAGCUUGGGAGGGUUCGGAAGGUUGUUUCGCGAUGAGCAUGAUGAUGUCGAUAUUAAUGUUGAAACAGGGGGUGAAGAUCAACAGCUGGUCAGUUUUAGGAAGGAUUUUGGAGAUGAGGAGGUUGCGUUGAAGGAUGGAUUGGAAAAGUUCCCUGAUAGUGUGUUGUUGAAACAGUGGUUAGAAAAGAUGAAUGAGCUUUUUAGGGGAAAUCAUGAAGGCACAAACAACACAAAGGUGAAUGAUUCAGAUGGAGAUAAUGAGGUGAAUAGGAAUGAUAUGUUGAUAGCAAUGGAGAUAAUACUUCACCUGUUAGAGGAUUGGUAA